Psylliodes chrysocephalus is the source of this 2098-nucleotide messenger RNA. The record is from the annotation of a GenBank genome assembly. NCBI's taxonomy places the organism in Eukaryota, Metazoa, Arthropoda, Insecta, Coleoptera, Chrysomelidae.
CCGAUUUUUGAUGUUUCAAUACAAACAUUUUGACAGCUAUCCGUAUACGAUUUAAAAAUUAUUGUGAGUAUUUUUUACAUACUGCUCUCCGUUUCGGUUAUAUAUUGACGGAAGAACUGUUGCCCCAAAUGAUCCCAAGGAAGUGCGUGAAUGUGUGCUAUCGGUCAUUGGUGUUGUGUGACGGGUAGAUUUAUACGAAAGUCGCAAAAUGCCCAAUGAUUUAUAAGGAAUAUUACUUUUAUGGUCUCAAAAACGUCCUUUUAGUUAUAGUUUAUCUUAUGUUAACUGUCCUACCUACAACGCAUUCAGCACCAUCAACGAUGAACCCCCCUAGGAAAGCGACUACUGCAAAAUGGCUGAGAAACUGCUUAACAGAAGUCAAUAUUGCCAAGGCCUAUGCGGAAAAUGAUAAGAUCAAUUUUACUGAGUACCCAAAUUAUGUGAACGGUACACCACUAUCAUGGCUGCCAGAUCUUGGGAAAAAAGUGGAUGACGACAUUCCUCAAGACGUUAUGGAUGAAUUAACGGUGGAAAGAGCUCUUCCAACUAUUUACACCAACCUUCAGAAGAUAGCCGCCGUUUUAGAAGACGUCAUCAAAGAGAUAAAAGACAAGCGUUUGCAAAAGUAUUUCGUAUCGAUACGAGACCUUAACUCCCACAUUUUCGAAGUUUUUAAACAAGUCAUGGGCUCGAUGGGUAUGCAUAUACCAACUGACGUUACGGAUUCCUCGGAAGCUGCUUUGCCCAUGGAGGCCAUACAGGCUUUCAGAGACGAGAACGAGACGGGUACCACUGCAUUUGCAACGAUCAUCUUCAGGGAAUGUAUCAAUAAUUAUCAGUAUGCAUCGCAGACUUUAUGUCACUUGAUAAAGCAAUUGGACCCGCGCGGGUGUUCUUAGGUGAAUGAUGAUGCAAAGGUUUUGUCGAAACGUUUCAUAAGGAAAUUCCUACAAUUUUUUGGUACGAACGAUAUUUAUGAUUAGCUAAGCAGCUUUGUUGUAAAUUUUUGAAAAUAAUUUUUUGGGACGAGAAUAAAUUUUUUUUAUUCGAAAAAAUAUUGUACUAUAUACAAAGUUUUUUAGCUAAUUUUGUGUACUUAAAAUUUAUACUUAAAAAAAAUGUUUGGAGAAUAUUUUCCUAUUAUACUUAACUGCCAUUGGUAUACUUAUUAAAUAAGGGUACUUAAAUGUUCACGUUUUUUGGAAUUUCGACAAAAACUGUUGUGUCAAUUUUGAAGAAUUUAAAGAGUAUAGAAAAAUUUUAAAUUUGACUUUUUUGAAUAUUUGAAAAUGAUAAAUGGAUUUUUUCUGUUAACAUCACUUGUUGUAAGGGUCGAUAAAACUGGUAACACCCCCACUAUUUUUUGAAUAAUUUUAGUUGGUCACGAUACUUAGAACUAUUUUUAAUAUUUUAAAAGCUUUUACAUUAUUUUUAUUAAAUUUAUUUUUUAAAAAUUAUGAAAAUAAAUUAAUUAAGAAUAUCCUGUGAAUCAAGCAUAUAUACAGUAUUUUUUACCAUGGGUCAAUUUAUAUCAAUUAGUGAAUAUUUUUUAAUUAAUUUGAAGAUUUACAAUUUUUUUUAUAUUUGAAAUUAAUAGGGACAAAUGGUAUGAAAAGUUUCUUUUUAAAACAAAAGGUUACAAGUAAUUUGAAGACAGAAACAUUCCAUUCUUCUUCACUAUUUAGUAGCCUUUCUAUACCCUCGUCUGGACAUAGGCCUUCCUAUAUCGAUUAUCCAGCAUAUAAACACAAGCGGACUGAAGUUUAAACCUUGUGGCAACCUAUUUGUAUGUUCAAAGGCACCGGUUUCUAGAAAAUCAUCAUUAGAUAUAAUGUUUACUAGGUAUGAACAUCUUUUUGUUCUUACGGAAGAAGUUUGAACUAAUUUGAAAGCAGAAUUAUCAAACAAACAACAAUUCCCAUUCUUUAUCUCUUUACUAGCCUUUCUGUACUCUCGAUUGUAAUUCAUAUAAACAAAAUUGAAGUAAAGUUUGAACCUUGUGGCACUCCAUUUGGUAUGUUCAAGGAUACAGACUUUAUGAAUAUCAUAAUUAUAGAUAACACAGGUUUUCAAAAAAAAAUGUCCGGACUAUUUGACC